Molecule: messenger RNA, 3696 nt
Organism: Sycon ciliatum
Lineage: Eukaryota; Metazoa; Porifera; Calcarea; Leucosolenida; Sycettidae
Product: fibrillin-3-like
Exons: 9
Coding region: 1-2691 (896 amino acids)
Molecular function (GO): calcium ion binding
Source: RefSeq, a predicted model, not a curated record
AUGCAGUGGAUGUGUGCUGUGUUAUCACUGGUGUCAAUGUUUUCCACUCAAUUCUUGCUAGCUGAUAGUGUCAGCAGCAUCGGUGGUGGACACUCUGGCGAUGGCGUAGUGCUGCUACAAUGUGCUCCGGGUCAACUAAACUGCAGCACGUCCACCGUAGCCUGUUCGUCGGACUCCGUCAAUCCUGGACUGUUGACGUGCAGUUGUGCCGACAACGUCACUGCUUCUCCGUCUGCAGCAGGCGCAGGCUUCCUGGGCGCAUCGUGUGUUGAGAUUGAUCCGUGUCGACAGGGAUCUGUGCAGAACUGCUCCAGAACCGGUGGCGUGUGCUUGAGCUCCGAUGGCGAAUCGAACUGCUACUGCAGCGGAAAUAGGAGCGUUGUCGGCGGCGAGGAUGACGCCGUGUUUUCGUGUGUGCUGCUGACUGAAAACUGUGAAAGCAGUGUUGAGGAUGGGGUCGGUGCGACGCUAGGUAGUACAGCAUGUGCUGCCAUUGGUGGAGAGUGUGGGAUGAUGAGCAACGGUCGGACAAGGUGUGUGUGCAAGGUAGGUUACGCUGGUAAUGGAUACGUGUGUUCGGAUAUUGACGAAUGCCAUGCACACACUCACAACUGCUCUAGACCUGGUGCACUCUGUACCAAUACCGCUGGUUCCUUCUUGUGCACGUGCAGACCCGGUUACCAAGGAAACGGGCUGACCUGCCAUGCCAUCACAGAGUGUGAGCUGGGACUGCAUGACUGCUCAGCAGUGGGUAGUCGUUGCAGCAACAUGCAGGGAUCAUUCCUCUGUACUUGCCUAGCAGGUUUUGCUGGGGAUGGCAGACUGUGCAGGGAUAUUGAUGAAUGUGUUAAUAGACAACACACAUGCUCACGGUACGCUCAAUGUCACAACUCCAUAGGCGGCUACUCAUGCGGUUGUCUUGGCAACUACUCUGGUGAUGGAUACCGAUGCCAUCCGGACGAGUGCGCCAUGGGAGUGCAUCGUUGCCAUGGAGACAACAUUGUCUGCCUGGACACGGAGGCAGGCUUUGACUGUAUGUGUCCGGUCGGUUGUCAACAGAACUACAUGUGUGUGAACCUGGAAGGUAGCUUUGCUUGUCUGUGUGCCUAUGGGUUUGAGCUGGCCCGGGUGUCAGGUCCAACACAAUGCCUGGAUGUGGAUGAAUGUGAUUCUGCUGGAAAUGGCAACGACUGUGCUGCUGUCGGUGAGCUGUGCAGAAAUGUACCUGGUUCGUAUCAGUGUCAGUGCCAUGAUGGGUUUGCUAGGUCUGAGACAAACUCUUCAUGCAAAGAAAUCAAUGAAUGCUCCACCAUGACUGACCCAUGUCAGCCUGGGUCCCAGUGUCGUAAUACAGAAGGCAGUUAUGUAUGUUCAUGCUUGCCUGGCUUUCUACUGGUGGACGGGCAAUGUCGCUCCUUGCCAGAAUGCACUGAACAGACUGACAUUGACUACUGCAAUAGCACUGCACAUGCUCUCUGCAAGCUGUACAACACCACCGAGAUGUGUCUCUGCGCCAACGGGUUCAGCAUGUCCCAGCACGGCUGUUGGAAUAUGAAUGAAUGCAUACGUGGACAACACGACUGCUUCUCACUGGAACACACGGAAUGCGUGGAUACUGCAGGCUCCUACGAGUGUCUUUGCUCGACAGGGUAUACACUGGACGACAACCAACAAUGCCAAGAUGUGGAGGAAUGUGCAGACAAUAUGCACGAUUGUGAUGGUAAUGCCACAUGUAGAAACAGUGUAGGGACAUUCCAUUGUCUCUGCAAUACUGGCUUCACAGGAACUGGACACACUGGUGGGUGUGAGAAUGUCAAUGAAUGUGUGCAUGGCCUGACUGCUAAAACAAGAACUAUGAAUCCUGAUGCCACCGUGGCUCGUAUUCCCUGUACGGCUAGCAACAUGCAGUGUGCAGACACGGUUGCAAGCUAUCGAUGUGACUGCUUGCCCGAUUACUACAUGCAGCAUGACGGCCAGUGCAGACCCAUUAGUGAGCUGUUCACACCAUGGAGUCCACCACAGCCCGGAACACCCACAUCAUUAACAUGGCCCAUUCGAAAGUUUGAUUACCAACAAGAUCUCCAGUACACAGUCAUUGGCAUCAACCUUGGAGCAGCUACCUUGAGCAGCUCAACUAGCAGAGUGUUUCAUGUUUCACCCGACAUUCUAUACAACUUGACCGGACCUAAUGUCUACUCUUACGCUGAAGCACUGGAGACAAGGCAGCCAGGCUCAACGCCGAGGGCAUACGUUGUGGCGGAGUUCCACUCAUCCUUGUUUGGACACAGGGCCGUAUUGCCCGUGACGGUCGGUGAUGGGACGAGACUCGGGCAGUGGGAGAAUGGUCCACUCCCGCCCAGACACACCUUCACACUAUGGUAUCAGGCAGCAGCGCAGGCCAGUGAGGAUGCUGGUCAAUACUCCCAGAUGAGAGUAGUGGCGACAUCACCAUACCUACCUAUUCAAGAAACGAGAGGUGCUGGUAAUGGGCAUACAACAGUGUCGGUCACGCUAAUAGCUGCAGCGGCUGGAGGACUGGCUUUCGUAAUGUUCCUAUCCCUCUGCCUAGUUGCUCUGAUACGGAGACAACGGCGCCUGGCUGGCAAAGGAAGAAUGCGCCAGCCUUCCAGGAACAAGAUACUUGGCUCAAGUGCCUCUGAAGACAUUAAGAUACGAGACACGUCAAUUUGAAUCGCAUAUUUAGGUGUUCUUGUUUUCUAUCCUUCAUACAAAUGAUGCUUGAUUUUCUGUCCCUGGUCUAUAGUAUAAUGGAAGGCAUAUUGAGCACAUGCACAGGGCAUACCCAUGCAGUGUGGUGUGAACAUUACUGUACUAAACUAUCUGAUUACAUGUAUUGGCAACUUGCAUCUUUCCAUCUCAAUAGCUCAUCCAAAAUGCAAGAUAAUCCCAGCAAAUUGGAAGACCUGGCAGGUAUGACAUCAUCAUAAUAUUUACCCUGGUCACCAAGAGCAUGUUCUUAUUUACACACAGACACUAGCUGUACGCUGCUCAGUUUACGCGCUACGUCUUCAUGACCCCUACGCGUAACCUUGAGCAAUUAGUACACAAUCAUGGUUUGCCUUACUAACACACAGGUCAGUUCAGAGUCACCGACUAUCAGCUAAACCAAACUCCUAGCGUAGUUAUUGUCUUCCUGAUCGCAUAGUCCUCUUCAUUUCACGACUGAUAAACUCGGCAUGUUCUACGUGAACCAGAAUUGCAAAUUAUGGACAAUUGCGAAUUGCAAAAAUAAUAAUAAUUAUUCUUGCCUCGUUCCAUCACAUCAGCUAUGUCAUAACACUGACAGCCGGCAAUUCAUGUACCACUUUCCAACCAUGUGCCCAUUUUGAGCAGCUCAUGAGCAACUCGUGCCAAACAUAAAGUGGUACCAGUGUACACGUAGUUCUAGUCCUUGAGCAUGCACUGAUUAUGCUCACACUAAGUCAGACCAGUAAAAUAUACUGGUGAUUGGUGGGGUCAAAUAAAAUCCAGCCCCAUGACUAUCACUGCACAUUCCACGGUUCAAAGUCACUCUUAGGCAGUCCCUGGACUAUAAUGUUCUCCAAGCCGGAUUUUACUUGCGACCACUGACAGUCUGUGCAACAAGUAUAAUAAUUAUGAUAUUAUCACGAGAAAUCUUGACACCGCGCAGUGGUUCCAUUGCAUGCAAUUAAAGUCAUACCAGAUGUGUUCAUC